UUCGUGCAGAGCACAUCUGGAAGUGGUUUCAGGAGCUUGGAGUCCCAGCUGUUGAAGGAGUGGAAGAGAAACCCGAGCCAUUCAAAGUCAACGCAAGCGCAAGCGGAGGUGGGUGUGGACCGCUGAGGCACACUGUCCUGGAAACAGCAUACUAGCCCUGGGAUUUCCAAUGGGAUCUGGGAAGCGGCAAAAGCAACGGGGAAUCUUAGCCGCCCCUUCCAGGCCAGCCGCAGUCUGAACGCUCCGCCCUGCAGCGCUUCUGGACCAAGGAGCUCAAAGCUUACCCUCACAUCCACCAGGUCCUGGUUGUUAUUCAAGUCGAUACACAUGGCUUUUCUACGCAAAAUCAAUCAAGUGUUGCUCUUCCUGCUGGCCCUGACCCUUUGUGGCAUUCUGUACAAGAAAGUUCAUAAGGGAGCCGUUCUCAAGAAUUCACUGAUUUUGAUGUUUCCAGAUGACGAUUCUGAGUCCCCCGAGGACAUGGAAGAAGAGAUUCCAGUGGUGAUCUGUGCUGCCGCGGGGAGGAUGGGCGCAGCCAUGGCCGCCAUCAACAGCAUCUACAGCAACACUGAUGCCAACAUUGUGUUCUAUGUAGUUGGACUACGGAACACUCUGUCUCGAAUACGAAAAUGGAUCGAACAUUCGAAACUGAGAGAAAUAAACUUCAAAAUUGUGGAGUUCAACCCUAUCGUCCUCAAGGGAAAGAUUAGACCAGACUCAUCGAGGCCUGAGCUGCUCCAGCCGCUGAACUUCGUUCGGUUUUAUCUCCCUCUGCUUGUCCAUCAACAUGAGAAAGUCAUCUAUUUGGACGACGAUGUCAUCGUACAAGGUGAUAUCCAGGAACUGUAUGACACCACCUUGGCUCUGGGCCACGCAGCAGCCUUCUCAGAUGACUGUGACUUGCCCUCCGCUCAAGACAUCAACCAACUUGUGGGGCUGCAGAACACAUAUAUGGGCUAUCUGGACUACCGGAAGAAGACCAUCAAGGGCCUUGGCAUCAGCCCCAGCACCUGUUCAUUCAACCCUGGGGUGAUUGUCGCCAACAUGACGGAAUGGAAACACCAGCGCAUCACCAAACAGCUGGAAAAAUGGAUGCAGAAGAAUGUGGCGGAAAACCUCUAUGGCAGCUCCCUGGGAGGGGGCGUGGCUACCUCUCCGAUGCUGAUUGUGUUUCAUGGGAAGCAUUCCACCAUCAACCCUCUGUGGCACAUAAGGCACCUGGGCUGGAACCACGAGGCAAGGUACUCGGAGCACUUUCUGCAGGAGGCUAAGCUACUCCACUGGAAUGGAAGACACAAACCCUGGGAUUUUCCUAGUGUUCACAAUGACUUAUGGGAGAGCUGGUUUGUUCCUGACCCUGCAGGGAUCUUUAAACUCAAUCACAAUAGAUGAUACACUCCAACACCUAAAAUAUUCCCUGGAUAAAAAUGGAAGUGUGCCUUUGUAUCCUACGCUAACACUGUUCUUUAUGAUCACCUCUGAUAGAU
Messenger RNA from Acomys russatus (golden spiny mouse), 1487 nucleotides. It is a transcript of the gene Glt8d2, whose product is annotated as glycosyltransferase 8 domain containing 2. Gene Ontology annotation, cellular component: Golgi apparatus. Gene Ontology annotation, molecular function: glycosyltransferase activity. NCBI's taxonomy places the organism in Eukaryota, Metazoa, Chordata, Mammalia, Rodentia, Muridae. The record is from RefSeq and is a predicted model, not a curated record. The transcript has 11 exons. Bases 328 to 1392 code for a protein of 354 amino acids.